Molecule: messenger RNA, 2859 nt
Organism: Cotesia glomerata
Lineage: Eukaryota; Metazoa; Arthropoda; Insecta; Hymenoptera; Braconidae
Gene: dally
Product: division abnormally delayed protein
Exons: 8
Coding region: 611-2512 (633 amino acids)
Biological process (GO): regulation of protein localization to membrane; cell migration; positive regulation of canonical Wnt signaling pathway
Cellular component (GO): plasma membrane; extracellular region; cell surface
Source: RefSeq, a predicted model, not a curated record
UCUUAUUGCAGAAUCCGAUCAGUUGCGCGCCGACAGUCUUACCGGCACUUGCAAUUCUAUCUAUUGCAAGAUUUAAAUAAAAUAACAUAAAUAAGUACCCACCGGGGAUAAACAUAUACUUUAUAGAUAUUGUGGAGUAAUAAAUAUUAUUAUUUAAAUGAUAGGACUGUCGGGAUAACGCGAGUGUGUGAAUGUGUGUGCUAAUUUAUUUAAAAAAUCUGUCACUACCUCUCAAGUGCUACAUUUUACUACAAAAAAAUAUAUAGAGAUAUAUAUGUACGUUUAUAAAUAAUUAUAUUUAUUUGUAUUUAUUUAUAUUUAAAUGUUGAACAACGAGGUUUAUUUAAAUCGUGAAGAAGAAAUAAGGUUAUUACCGGAGGAGAUUAAACGAUUAAAUGAAACCGGUAAUGUCGUUUAAAGGAGAGAUUAUCCGUACGAUUAUUCGCGAGUGGAAAUCAUUUUGACAGAAUAAUAUAUAUUUAUUUAUUAUUUAUUAUUGUGAUUAUUAUAUUUAUUUACAUUUAAGUGAGUGAUAUUUAAAUAUUUAAACAACCGGUUAAUAAUUGAUUAUUGUUUUUUAGUCAUUAACUGAUAAAUUAUUAAAGUAAAAAUGAAGAAAGUGUUAUUUAUUACAUUUAUGUGUCUGUACGCGGUCGAUGGUGUCGUAUCACGUUCAACGAGAUCCACGCGACGACAUGGAGGAAGUGGAGGUGCCGAAAUUCCCGAGAAUUGUCAAGCCGUUAAGCCUUUCUUUGAGAGCAAAAAUAUCUCCGUUGAUUUUACGGCUAUUACUAAAACCGACAUUGCUGAAACAACAUGCGGAGGGCUGUGCUGCCACCGUAAAACAGAGGAACAACUUCGAGAACAAGCGCGAGCUGAUUUUCACAGUCUUAUACACCAUCACAGCAGAAGUUUACAAGGGUUACUAGCAACAACUGCAGAUGCACUGAGAGAUGCAGUAACAACUCUUGCCCGUCAGUCGGAGAAUAAGACACUGGUGCUAUUCGAGCAAGUCUACAGAUCAAUGUCACUGCUCAGCAGACCAUCUAUAAAAGCACUGUACCAAGCAAUGGUGGAAUACGUGUCGCCCAGCAACACACCAGACACCCUGCAGCAGCCCUUGAGCCGUGAUAUGCUGCAAGAGCGAUUCACUGAAUUCUUCACCCGACUGUUCCCGAUAGCGUAUCACCGGGCAGUUAAUCCUCAUCAGGUGGACUUUACCGAUAAAUUCAAGGAUUGUCUGUACAAAGCGAUGGACGAAAUCCAGCCAUUCGGUGAUAUUCCUAAGCAAAUAUCUAAGUCAGUGAGCAAGAGCUUAGAAGCGACUCGGGUUCUCGUCCAAGCUCUAACUCUCGGCAAGACAGUUCUUGACCGUACUGACAGUGUCCUGUUCUACGCGACGACUCCGCAGCAGGUUUCAUGCUACGAAGCGCUUUUGAGGAUGACUUAUUGCCCCAAGUGCUCCGGGUACGGCUCUUCCAUUCGUCCUUGCGGUGGUCUCUGCACCAAUGUCAUGAGAGGCUGUUUGACUGAACCGGCUUCAGAAUUAGAUCUAGCAUGGUCUGGUUACGUCGAGACUGUUGAGCGUCUAGUUAUAGCUGUUGACGGGCGAACUGAUCCCCUCGGAUUGAACGCUGAGAGGGCGAUCAGACAGCUGGAUACCCGUAUUUCUGAUGCCAUUAUGUACGCCAUGGAAAACGGUCCUGCACUUGAAGAAAAGGUGCGGAACGUGUGUGGUCGCUCGGAGUUGCAACCAGGCAAAGUAGUUCCCGAGGUCCACCCGCACCAGCUCUACCCUCUGGCCGGAAAAUGGGGGGUAUCCUCAUUACCGGCGUCAUCUUCCUCGUCGCCGCCUAGUCUUGAGGAGAGACUCAAGUCAGUUCACCCGGUGAAUACGCAGCCGCACCGACCAGUGCCCACGCAACUCCACGUGCAGCUGGGAAACUUUCUGGCAAGCGUCGUCAGGUCGCGGACUUUCUACGGCACUCUCGCAGACAAUAUAUGUGAGGAGUAUCCGGACAAACAUUGCUGGAAUGGCGAAAGAGUUGGAGAAUAUACAAAAACAGUUGUAGACUCGAGUUUAACAGCCCAAAGAUAUAAUCCAGAAUUUACGGUGAUAGGUGGCAGCACAAUAGGACUGGUGUCGGCUUAUGGUAAUUCGAAUACCAGCGUCCUGAUUGAUCAAUUGAGACACAUAAAUCAGGUGGUCCAAUCGCAGUUGGCAUCAGCGCCUGAUAGUGGAGUUUUGCUGGCUGACGAGGCGCUAGACGGUUCGGGAAGCGGCGCCCGGCCUGCUUGGGGAAAGAAUGAUGAUGGAGAUAUCGAUGACGAGGAUGUAGGCGAUAACGAUGACGAAGAAGCCUCUGGCUCGGGAAUGGGUCCCACCACGACAUAUUCGCCGGGCACAAAUGACCAGAGCAAGUCGAACGAGGUGCCAUCCAGCAGUUUCCCAGUAAUCAGGCUCGAUUUUAUAGUGCUGCUUCUCAGCAGUCUUGCUGUCUGCGGUGCCUAGAGGGUUAUUGACAAUCCUCCCAGUACGGUAGCGUAAAAAAGAUUAAAAAACUGGAAUGAUGGAUGAAUAUAAAUGUGUGCGAAUGAAUAGACCGAGAGUGUCAGAGAAAAAAGGCUUGAGAAGCAAUGGAGGAAUUGGAAAGAAAGAUUCGCCCUUUUUUUCUUACAUUGCAACUGGGUGAUCAAAAAAGGCUUAAUAAAAUAAGAGAAAAAAAUUAAAUGAGAGAGAGGAAGGAAUUCAAGUUGAGAAAUAAACGAUGAAAGUAAUCGUUUACUGCCCAUUACAUUAUGCGUACAUAAGAUUCCUUGAGGAUAAUAAAUUUAGCAGAUAUUUAAUAAUUUUAAAAA